GUCGAGGAAUUAUGCUAGCUUUAAGUUAUGGCGAAUUCCUAGGGAACUAUUGCCUUGGGGGCAAACUGGCCUUCAUCAAGGUUUCCUUCACAAGUAUGCUUAAAUCGAAAGCCAGGCAGGUUUACGCGUUUAGAAUGACCUAACAAAUAUAACAACACUGCUGCUUAAAUCUUGUAGCCCAAAGCUUUAGUAGUGAGGAGACAUUCUCGCAACCUAAACAGUACACUUGUUUCAAGCAGACAAAGCUACCUGUAUCAAUAUUUCAAAGCCCCCGUAUCGUUUCAAUCUCUAAUCAUCGACGACCGGUCAAUAGCCACCUGUAAUUAUAUACUAAAAUGGAUUUCUCUAAUGAAAAAUCUUUUCGAAGGCCAUCGCACGUGACGCGAUUUUUUGCGAGAGACUAUCGCCAAGUUGCUUCCCCCCCAUUUUGGACCUCAGAAAUAGUCGACCCGCCUUGGAUGUUAGUCUGUACGUCGCGGUUUCACCCCAAAGUAGAAGCUGGAAGUCUUCGCAUGAAGAUUAUACGGCCGGAUAAUCAGCCGCAGUACACCUGUCAAGACUGUAGAAAUAAAUGGAAAAAGCGUGCGGCGUCGAUCGAACACCCGAGAAAACUGGAGGAACAACGGCCAGGACAACCAGAGCGGGAAAACCUCCAGCUAGGGCUCCCGGACAAGAAGAGGCUCUGCUUAAGAGAGAACGCGUACACGGAGAUGAAGACGGAAGGCGUGGAGAAGGAGAAGGAGAAGGAGAAGGAGGUCAGGUACGACGAGCGGAAACUCGGCGAACAGGACGAGAAUAUUCGAGGGAAGGAGAGAAGGAGGAUGGCGGCGAAGACAACAACCGUUACUCCGCUUCCCCUCGAGAUUAUUUCAGCGAUUUCAUCCAGAUCUCUUUAUUGCAAAUCUCAAUGCGUUUUUGAUUUAUUAGUACCCGAUUGGCAUGCCUGCGAGCCAUAUAACCCGUUGGUAUCGAACAACACAUUGAAUCUGACAAGGGUUGUCACAUAUACACGAGGUAUCGCUGGCAAAUUUGGCAGCUUAAAAACAAACUUUGGACAUGGAAAUGACGGCCAUGUAUUUCUUCCCGUCAAGAUUCCCAGUCGUUUGUCGAUGAUCAACAAGUGUUGGAACGACGAAAAUAUGAGAAUAUGUCUCCUCGAAGGCGCACAAAUUUUCGAACUGACGGCAGACGGCCUUCCUCACAACGUCGCCGAGGAAUCCUUUUUAAAAGACCGAGUGGAUAUUUUUCCCAUCCGGGGAAAACAUUCAAAAGGUAUUCUCCCCUAUGAUGAUGAACAGCCUGGAGCUGAAAAGAAAACGAUGCUAAGUGGAUCGCCUCUGAUUUUCAAGCUCCUACGCCAUAUUGUCGUUCGCUCACCGCUGGCUCUCAUGAAGGUUGAUGCCCGUAGCAUGGUCGGGCCAGAGAUUCAGAUAAACAACGACAACCUCGAGGACCUCAACUGGAGGAUCGAUCUCGAUCGAGGCUCCCCUAUUUGGCUGUCUUGGUCGCAAAUGCCGAUGCUAGAAAGCGUUCUACUCGACCUACGCAUCUACAGCCACGACCUUAAUACUGAGCGCGGGUGCAUCGGCAAAGGCGAGAUUAUUAAGCGGGCGCAAGAGAUGUGCCGCUGGUUACGAUUGAAUCUGUUGGUUAUUGCUGGCUUAAAGAGUUAUAGCUUUGAUACUAGUUAUGAUGUAUACUCAAUGGAACUUAUCGAAGAGGUGGAUGAGAUAGAUGGAGAACCUAAUUGGGUCAAGAUUUUUUUGAAGGCCUUACGUCCUGGAGGCCAACUUAUUCUUAUUGAUAGGUUGAUAGAUGAAUCGAUAGAUAUAUUUUUUGCUUGA
Molecule: messenger RNA, 1844 nt
Organism: Daldinia caldariorum
Lineage: Eukaryota; Fungi; Ascomycota; Sordariomycetes; Xylariales; Hypoxylaceae
Exons: 2
Coding region: 336-1844 (502 amino acids)
Source: RefSeq, a predicted model, not a curated record